GAGACAGCCGUGAUACGAACAGAGAUCUGGGACACCAGAGAGAGAUAAAAUAGAGUACAGGACACAGUUUACAAUUGGAGAGUAAUAGAUUAAAAUGAUGUAACAAUGUAUUGGAAUCUGGCAAUGAUGGAUUGGAACAAUACAACACUGGAUUUGAAUCGAAGAACAAACGAUUGGAAUGUUACAACGACAGGUUGGAAUGGCUUGACAAUUGCUCAAGAUGUGAGAACAAUCUAUGGGAAUGCCAACAUAGUAACAAUUGUGAUCCUGUCCCAGGAAAAGUGUGGUUUCUCCCGAUGUGUCUCUCAGUACCUGGUAGCCAUGGCAAUAGCAGAUCUCCUGGUCAUUAUAUUUGACCUCAUAUUGCGACACAUCCCAUUUGUCUAUUUGGAGGAUCAUCAUUUCUUAGAAGGUAUCCCUGUGUGUAAUACCCACGCUGUUUUGAUUUAUGCAGCCACUGACUGUUCUGUCUGGUUCACCGUCACUUUCACUUUUGAUCGAUUUGUAGCCAUUUGUUGCCCAAAUCUGAGAAGUAAAUAUUGCAAACUGAAAACAGCAGCCGUGGUUCUGGCAACAGUGACUGGAUUGAGCUGUUUGAAAAACAUUUUCUGGUAUUUUAUGUUUACUCAUCAGUAUUAUCACAGGAGCAGACCCUGGUUUUGUCGAGUGACAAGCAAUGUGAAGUUUUCUCCAGUCUGGGGAGCAAUUGAGUUCUGUCAUUACGUACUAACACCAGGAGUUGCCUUUAUUCUCAUUCUGCUUCUCAAUGUUUUAACGGUUAGACACAUUGCAGUGACCAGCAGAUCCCGCAGGAGACUCGUUCAGCAGAGCAACAGAAAAGGCACCAAAGAUCUAGAGAUGAAGAGUCGAAAGAAUUCCAUCAUUUUAUUGUUUCUUAUCUCAGGGAAUUUCAUUCUAUUAUGGUCAGUAUCAAUGGUGUAUUCCAUAAAUUGGAGAAUGAUAUUUUUGGGAUAUGAGUCUGUUUCUCUGCCACUGUUUGUAAUGGAACUGGGCUACAUGCUUCAGAUGCUGAGUUGCUGCACAAACACUGUCAUUUAUGUCAUCACACAUCCUAAGUUCAGACAGCAUUUGAAGAAUAUCAUGUACUAUCCCUUUACUCCAAUUGUGAAAUGUAUUACAUAUUGAGACUGACUGAAGAAUUACAUCAUCAGCAAUCAAUUUUGCAUGCGUUUGAAUCUCAUCCACAGUCCUGGUGUCUUAUUAAUAGACAUCAUUGAAAGAAGAUGAUAUCUCUACGACAUUUGAUCUGUGAUUUUUGCCUGUCUAAUUUGACAGCCUACGCACCUGUGCCAGUACACUGUUUAUCUGCUUCUCAAUCCAAGUGUGGGUGUGUGGCUGUGCAUGUAUCGAAGCAUAAGAUAGAUAGAUAGAGGAGCAGGUUCGGUAACAGACACAAUACUCAAGAGUGAUAACAACAUGAUUAAAUGUUUUCUAGUUUGAGGGUGAUAAACAUGGUACUGACUUUAGUCUUUCAACUUAAUUAAAAGUAAUACAAACC
This is a messenger RNA of Stegostoma tigrinum, 1519 nucleotides long. RefSeq names its product probable G-protein coupled receptor 139. The transcript has 2 exons. The coding region runs from base 106 to 1146 and encodes 346 amino acids. Gene Ontology annotation, molecular function: G protein-coupled receptor activity. The record is from RefSeq and is a predicted model, not a curated record. Gene Ontology annotation, cellular component: membrane. Gene Ontology annotation, biological process: G protein-coupled receptor signaling pathway. Lineage: Eukaryota; Metazoa; Chordata; Chondrichthyes; Orectolobiformes; Stegostomatidae.